AGUCGUGGCAGCUCUUCAGCCUUGCACGUAAGUGGAGUGAAUAUUUCGCUGUGUGUGAAUUUACUUACUGGGUCGAUAACGAUAUCUCCCUCAUUGCCUCAGCUCUCAACGGAAACAGAACAUAUCCGUUCUAACACAUGUAUCCAUCCACACAAUCAAUCCAUUGCUGACAUUUUGAAUUCGUGACGCACAGGCUAAGUCAACGUCAAAAGUUUCUCUUGCUGAUGUCUUUGUAGGCUAUACCUAUUCACCACUCGUACAGAGAGCAAGGAUGACCUCGUUGAUCACCUACACUAGCCUUGGCCUGCUGUUGAUGUUUGGGCUACUGAAGACAACAGAGGGGAAGAAGGAUGAUAUGGUUUAUUGUUCAGCGUGCAUGGCAAUCGCUGAUGAGCUGAUUUAUUCAAUUAGCCAGACGGAUCCCAAGAAAACCAUCCAUGUAGGCGGGUUCAGACUUCAACCUGAUGGCAGUCUCUCUGAUAAGAAGGUCCCUUUUGCUAGGUCAGAAACUCACUUGACGGAGCUGCUGGAAGGAGUGUGCAACAGCAUGGGUGAUUAUGCCGUUCACGAGGAUCCAGAUACCAAGGAGAAGCUCUAUAAAAGAUUUGCCCCAAGGAGCAACGGCGGUGGGGAUUUCCCCGAUUUUAACAAUUUUAAGUUUGAUGGCCCGGAGGGUUCCAAUGCCCUCAAAUUUGCAUGUGAGACCAUUGUGGAGGAUCUCGAAGAUGAUAUCAUCACGCUUUUCGCCCGUGAGUCAGAACACGUAGCCAAGAAGCUGUGUAGUGAAAUCUCAGGCUAUUGUAAAGGGAUCGAAGCCUCACUACGCUCUGAACUGUAAAAUUACCUUCGGAUGGAGAACAAUGCAUAUGCUGUCAUCAGAGGUACAAAAUGGCAGUGAGAGUGCUCAGAGACUGUGGACGAGGGUAUAUGAUUUUGUUAUAUUUUACUAUGAAAUGUGCUUUCGAAUACUAUUUUUAUUCAUUGGUGUGAAUGUCUUUUUGUAAAAUGGAAAUGACUACUACUAUGCCUUAAAAAGCGUUCUUGGUGAGAGUCGAGAAAGUGCUGUUCAUUGGUUGUUAAUUAGCUGUUCGAAAUGUGCACUCUGUGGAAUGCAGUGGUUUGACCAAUGCUGUCAAAACUAGUGUAAACCACCACUUAUUUGCUCCCUCAUUAGUGAAAUUGAUACAGUUGGAUCAUGAUUAAAUAUUACAGUUUAUGCAUUUUUGUUCACUAAUGUAAUGAAAUGGGCUACACUGUUGCUAGUCACCGAUUGUAUUGUGUUCUUCAAACAAUUCCUCUUUUUUGGAAAAUGUAAUUCCCCCCAACUUACAGUGUUGGUGCGUAUUUUGAUAAACUGAUAACAUUUUA
Molecule: messenger RNA, 1368 nt
Organism: Engraulis encrasicolus (European anchovy)
Lineage: Eukaryota; Metazoa; Chordata; Actinopteri; Clupeiformes; Engraulidae
Gene: cnpy1
Product: canopy FGF signaling regulator 1
Exons: 6
Coding region: 272-838 (188 amino acids)
Cellular component (GO): endoplasmic reticulum
Source: RefSeq, a predicted model, not a curated record